This is a messenger RNA of Ricinus communis (castor bean), 1196 nucleotides long. RefSeq names its product ER membrane protein complex subunit 10. The transcript is spliced from 8 exons. The record is from RefSeq and is a predicted model, not a curated record. The coding region runs from base 146 to 1042 and encodes 298 amino acids. Lineage: Eukaryota; Viridiplantae; Streptophyta; Magnoliopsida; Malpighiales; Euphorbiaceae.
UAACAAAAAGAACAAAUAAAUUAAGAAUGGAAGACCCAAUUAGCAAAAUAUCUUAAACAGGGCCCAAAUAGCAAAAAGGGUCAAAAGCCAGCCUCAAAACAAACUCUGGUGUGGUGGUCUAGCGAAGAGGAAGAGCACAGUGACGAUGAUGAAACAAUUGAUUGCUUUGGUGCUCACUGUUUGCUUUUUAACUGCAUCUUUAACUGCUUUUCAAUCAGAUGAGCUUCUAGUAGACGACGAAGAGUUUGUUGGCAUCGGAAGAGCAUCAUCUCAACCGCGUUCUUCUUCUGAUUCUACAUACACCACCAGAUCAUCACCUACUCCUACAACUACUCGACGUAAGUUUUCCGAUCCGGAUUUGGAUUCGAAGAUCCAAUUCACGCUCGAACACGCUUUUGGUGAUUCCGAUUUUGUCCCCGCCGGUACCUUUUCCGCUCGCCUCAAAACUUGGAACCAUGGCAGCCAGACACUCACGAAGCUAAGAUUUUCUAGAAAUACCCUUACUGAUGUGGAAAAGGAAAAUUUUGAGAAAUUGCUGGUUGGAGAUGAGUUUUACAAGAUAAGAUUGCCGUCUAAUGUAUUGAGUCCACCUGGAAGAGAUUAUGUUGUUUCAUCAGUGAAAGCAAGGUGUCUUCCACGGGAGGGUCUGGAUGAGCAUUUUGUCAUACACAUGGAAGGUGUUAAUAUCUUGGCUGUCAAUUAUGGUGCCCCUGGGGCAUGCCCAUACCCUCGCCAAAUGAAACUUCCUGCAAAAUGGUCAUUCAACAGCCAUACAGUGCUGAAGAGCAGUGAACAGGCCCCGAGGACUCCAAUAUUUACUGAGGAGACCCUUGGAGAAAAUGGAGAGGCUGAAACUAUUGCACCACCAGAAAGGUCCUUCUGGGCUAAAUAUUGGAUGUACAUGAUUCCUCUUGGACUCAUAGUGAUGAAUGCCAUAACCCAAGCAAUGAAUAUGCCCGAGGAACAAGCGACCGGCCAGGCAGGUGGGCAGCCAGCAGGAGCAGUCCAGCGAGGGCCAAGUACUGCUGUGAGAAGAAGAUGAUGGGUUUAUUUAAAGCGUCCUGAAAGUUUUACUUCUGACAAAGCCUAGAGCAGUAGAAUUUUGGUUUCCUUAAUGUUAAAUCAUCCAUAGCAAUUGUAGUUACAGUACUUAAAGAGCUAUUUUUUAAUGAUUGAUUACUACUUCAGUAGGAACA